AUGUACUUAUUAAGAGGCUUGAUUUAUUACUCUCGGUCAACUUUAGCAGCGCUUGUUCUUUGCGCUGGAGGAUUGUAUGGUACAGUGGCAUCCAUUUUAUUCACACUUGUGGGUAAGCAAUAUUUAGCGCAAUGGGUUACAGCGAGAUUUUUUUACUAUGCAAUGGCUAUAGUUUUUGGUAUUGAUGUCAAAGUGGAAAAUGAGCAUUAUUUAGAUAAUAAGCCAUUUAUUAUUGUUGCCAAUCAUCAAAGUGCACUUGAUAUUUUUAUGCUGGGUAGAGUUUUUCCAAAAGGGUGUACUGUGACAGCUAAAAAAUCGUUGAAAUACAUACCUUUUUUGGGUUGGUUUAUGGCUUUAAGUGGUACAUUAUUUUUAGAAAGAUCAAAUAGGGCUAAAAGUGUUGCGGUUUUGAAUCGUGGUCUCGAGAAUAUGAAAAAAAAGAAGAGAGCGCUAUGGAUGUUUGCCGAAGGCACAAGAUCUUAUACAACGGAACUCACAAUGUUACCAUUUAAAAAGGGUGCGUUCCAUUUAGCACAACAAGGUGGUAUUCCGAUUGUUCCAGUUGUUGUUUCGAACACGAGUACUUUGAUGAACCCAAAGUGGAAGAUCUUCAAUAGAGGUUGCAUCAACGUCAAGAUUUUGAAGCCAAUUCCAACUAUUGAUUUGAAGAAAGAAGAUAUCGGUAAAUUUAGUGAGGAUGUCAGGGAUUUAAUGGUAACGGAAUUGAAAAAAAUUGGUUACUCAACAUAUAUUUGCGAUACUGACGUUCCACCAGAGGUUAAGUUACUGGAAAGAAGACGAUUAGAAAAUGAAGAUUCUAAUGAGAGUGACUCGAGCGAAGCCCUUUCAAGUGAAAACAGCGCAGAGAGAGUUACCAAUACGAUUAAAGAAUUUAAGUAG
Zygotorulaspora mrakii is the source of this 900-nucleotide messenger RNA. It is a transcript of the gene SLC1, whose product is annotated as 1-acylglycerol-3-phosphate O-acyltransferase SLC1. Gene Ontology annotation, cellular component: endoplasmic reticulum; membrane. The coding region runs from base 1 to 900 and encodes 299 amino acids. Gene Ontology annotation, molecular function: 1-acylglycerol-3-phosphate O-acyltransferase activity. The record is from RefSeq and is a predicted model, not a curated record. Lineage: Eukaryota; Fungi; Ascomycota; Saccharomycetes; Saccharomycetales; Saccharomycetaceae. The transcript has a single exon. Gene Ontology annotation, biological process: phosphatidic acid biosynthetic process.